Trichobilharzia regenti is the source of this 1980-nucleotide messenger RNA. Lineage: Eukaryota; Metazoa; Platyhelminthes; Trematoda; Strigeidida; Schistosomatidae. The record is from the annotation of a GenBank genome assembly.
AUCCCUUAACUCUGUCAACUUCAUGCAGAUUCAGCGUUCAAAUAAAAUAUUGGAGUGUGGAGUUAUCCGAGUAGGAACAAGUGAAGCAUAUCUUUAUGUGAACAUCUGACAGUCAGAUAUGCAAGAGGAAAAUAUUAUUGUUUCGAUUGUCUUAGUUAGGUAGUUAGUUAGUUAGGUUUGCACAUAUGUGAUGACCUGAUGUGUUGUGACGUUAGUGGUCUUUACUAUAUUGAAACAUUUUACUUACCUCUGUGUGACAGUCAUUUCAAUUUUCACCCUCCCCCAUACACCUAGUUUAGUUAUCAUGAAAUACUGUUAAACGUUAAUUGUGACAAGUAUAAUAAUUAUCUGCAGAUAGAGGAGUAGUGCAUAGUGCAUUGAUACUGUAAUCGGUUUGUCAUCAUCAUCAUCAUCAUCAUCAUCAUCAUCAGGAUCAGGAUCAGGCUAAGUGAGACGCUAUCACCAUCAUCAACAAAUAUUGUUAAACGUAAAUUGUGACAAGUAUAAUCUACACAUAAUAGAAGUGCAUAUAUAUUCAUAAUGAUAUUUCGUUAUUUAUUUACACAAGAUUUAAAAUCAAGACCAUAUUAUCAGGCGAACUUUUUGGAACGUCUUGGUUUAACAGAUACACUCAGAUCAACUCUAUGUGACUGGAUGAUAAAAGUUCAACAUUAUUCACAUCUACGUACAGAAUCUCUUCAUCUAGCUGUUAAUCUAGUCGACCAGUAUACAUGGAGACAGAAUAGUCUGCUGGCAACUGAAUAUCAACUAAUUGGAAUUACAGCAAUAUUUAUUGCAGCUAAAUUUGUUGAACGGUUUCCACCGUCAACAAAAGCAUUGUGUUAUCUAACUGAGGGUACAUACAAGGCUAAACAGCUGUUACAGUGUGAAAUUCAAAUGUUACAGGCAUUGAACUUCGAAAUAAAUAUACCUUUACCGCAUCAUUUUUUGGAUAGAGGAAUUCUAGCGUGUAGUGAUUUAACAUUGGAUGGAAAAACCAAGGUUGAAUUGAUAUGUCGUUAUCUAUUUGAAUUAAUUCUAACUGAAUCCUCGACAGUCGGCAUAUCAGCUUUUGUAAAGUGUGCUGCUGGUCUUUACCUAUCUCGUGAACUUUUACGCUUGAAAUGCGAACGUGAUGUAAGCAGAGGGCAUGAAAAUCCACUUAAUGCGAAUGGCAACAACAUUUUACUUGAUCCAUCAAAGAAAUUGGAAACAUGGCCAGAAUCUAUUGGACAAAUUAUGGGACAAGAAAGUUUAGUCAAACUGUUGCCAAUGGUACUUAUUUAUAUUCAAAAAGUAAUCAAAUAUCUACCCAAUUCAGAUAUAGAAGAAGCAGAAUAUGUGGGUGCUUUUCAAAAAUACAGUAACCGAAAUUACGGUAAAAUUGCUCUUUCUGAUAUAAUACUGGAAGCUGAUUAUGAUCUGAUUGUACGUGAUAUUGAUGAAAAGUUGGCAAUCGAUUCUGAUCCUUUAUAGACUCCUAGUACUACUACCUGCCUGCCUGCCUGCCUGCCUACAUAUUAUGAAUACGAACACAGAUAAACUACUGAAUACGUCUCAAAUGCUGUUCAUUAUUUUUGUAUGACUGAAUGAAAGCAUUUUUUAUUUGAUAAGUCAGUGUUUUGUUCGCCCCUUUUUGUAUAGUAUUUAUUUGCAUCAAAGCGCACACAUUCACAUACAUGAUUGAAAAUGGGUACUUAUUUUCUUUUUCAGUAGUAUAAUUUUAUUGGAAUAAAUUUUUUCAUUAUUGGUGUUUUUAAAUGUAUGAAUGACUUGAAAGUGUCAACUGUAUAGAAUGAAAUCACUGUGUGUUCGAGUGUGCGCUUGUUUGUGGUUCUAUUUGUGUUCAGCUGUGAUUUUUUGCUACUGAUGUGGAGAUUCUGAUUCAUUUGCUCAAAUGCUAUCUUAAAUUGUGUUCAUUUACACUUCUGUAAUGGCAGCAUAUUAUAUAUACAAUUAUAUAUACGAAUCUUUAUUUCA